AAAAAUACUACGGCCACCCUAAUAUUUGUACAACAAAAACUCGCGCAAUUUGCAAAACAUAAACAAAGGUCAUGGAGGAAAACCAAUCAAAGCCGGAAACAAAGGCACCUGUGCCGAAAAACGCAGCUAAAAAUGGAAAAUUAUCACGAGACUGCAAGCUGAAGGUUCAAAGGAGUUUAAACAGAAUGGGCUACUCGCAAGCAAUCCUGCUAGAAGCAUCCAAAUACAACAAUCAAAACUACACAAAUGAAGUAUUUCACUAUGUAACCGACGCUAUCGCCAAAGGCGAGGAAAUGGUGAAAAAUCGCGACUCUGUCAGCCUGAAUAACAUCACCCAGUGGCUGGAACUGAUGAAUAGUGCCCAACUUUCUGAUUUUUGUGAAUUCGAGGCAGCUGCUACUGUUAAUUCCAUAAUCCAGAACGAGACAAAGCCUUCGCCAAAGGAGUUACAUGGCAUUGACUUGAACGAAGCUUAUAAAUUUGUUGAAAAUGCUUUGAUGGGCCAGCCGCAGAAGAAGCUAAGUGAUACCACCAAGGCGUUUCUGUGCAGGGAAAUCGAGCUUCUUAUAGCGGACGCCAACACGGACGAGUCAGAUGAUGUGGCCCGCAGCAUGGGACAGUGUCUAUGUAACCAUCAGAUCUUAGACUAUAUGGAACAGCCGAACAAAUGCAGCUUAGAUCCGCUUUUUCUGGAUGAAAAGCCAACGCAGGGAUUAGAAAGUUAAUAAAAAUUAAGGCAUUUGUAUCAUUUCCACACAUUUAUUAAACAUUUAAAUUCAA
This is a messenger RNA of Drosophila eugracilis, 780 nucleotides long. RefSeq lists its product as uncharacterized. The record is from RefSeq and is a predicted model, not a curated record. The coding region runs from base 72 to 725 and encodes 217 amino acids. The transcript has 4 exons. NCBI's taxonomy places the organism in Eukaryota, Metazoa, Arthropoda, Insecta, Diptera, Drosophilidae.